Molecule: messenger RNA, 2787 nt
Organism: Vollenhovia emeryi
Lineage: Eukaryota; Metazoa; Arthropoda; Insecta; Hymenoptera; Formicidae
Exons: 1
Coding region: 793-2592 (599 amino acids)
Source: RefSeq, a predicted model, not a curated record
CAGAGCACGAAGCAACCGUAGCAGUCGUGGCCGAGUGGUUAAGGCGUCUGACUAGAAAUCAGAUUCCCUCUGGGAGCGUAGGUUCGAGUCCUACCGACUGCGAAAGGUGGUUUAAUUUUUUUUUACUAUCUAACAGAUAUAUAGUCAACAACUAUCGCAUGGAUAUUAAAUAGUCAAUGAUUAUUUAACGUAUUCAUAUUUUUAGAAUAAUUUAGAAGUGUAUUAGGGCGGUACAUAAAUUGCAAUGCGAUAAUACAAGUCUAUUUCGUAAUCGAUAUCGCAAUGCUGAAAAGAUAUUUGUAUUACGAACGCGAUUUCAAUCACGAUUGCGUCAAUAUGUCGUGUUUGCUGUGUCAAUUAUCGACAUUUUUUUUCCAAAUCGAGAUAAUUUAUAUCUAUGUCGAUAACAGUGGAAUAGAAGAUGUAGAAAAUUUCAAGUAAACGGUAAUCAAUCAUAAGUAGACGAAUGAAUUAUAAAGAAGCAAUACGUAUGAGCUUCAAUUAUUCAAAAUAGGACGAUUUGUAGAUACAAGAUUGGAAUAUAUUGCCUGCAAUUAUAGAUAAAAUCAGUAGACAGAUGAUUUAGCAUCGUAUCCCCCGACAUAACACCCCGUGAUGUCCUUACGUAAAGCAAUUUCUCUCGUGCGAUCAAUUUCAUGAUAAUAGAUCAAUAACUUCUCGACCUCGGGCGUAUCACUCGAGUGCACGCGUACCUAGGAGUAAAAGCAUUAUCUAUUCGUUCCCAUUCGACGUGUUUAAUCACGCAAACAAGAAAAUAACAGCGACGAAAAGAUGAAGAUUGCAGGUGCCAUCUCGUAUUUUUUCGCCGUGACGAAUGUCGCUCGUUCAUAUUUUUAUCGAGAAGUUUAUAUUGACCAAGCGAUCCAGGAUAUCUUACAAUCGAUUGGUCGUCAGGAUAUAAUUAUUAGGAUUCAGAGAUACGAUAUCUAUGACGGAGCCCAACGUCUCCUUGACGUCGUCGCCCGGAAUGUGGCAACGACGUGGCCGUCGCAGAUCCUCGGAGGAAGAAUAGGAUUCGGCUUUCAACCAGGAGACUUGGCUUCCUCCCGCACUCUGCUGAUUUACAUUUAUGCGUCGAACGAUGAUGUCAACGACGCGGAACUGCUUGCCAUGCUGAACGACACAAACUUGAUAUCCCAUCCCAAGCACAGGCCGAAGCUCCUGUUAAUAAUCGGCUCGAACACAGGUACGUUGGACGGACGGCGCCAACUCAAGUACCUGUGGGAUCGAAGGCUCUUCGACGUGAUUAUCCUAGAAGUGUCCUUUCACCCGCAAUACUCGGAACCGAUUUUCGUGGCUGUACAUCGCUUCAAUGGAUUCAACGGGGAUUACUCGAGAGUGACCGUAUACGAGGACGAGACCAACUGGUACCCGAACAAGCUACGGGACAUGCACGGCGGUACGUUCAAGGUGAUGUUUAAGGAAGUGCGUCCUUACGGCACUUUGGAAAAUGGCACGGUAGGCGGUCUGGCCAAGCUGUUCAUGAACGCGCUAUCGGACGCCGUAAACGGUACGGUGGUGCACACGAGCGACUUGCAGGAAAGCGACAUGAGGUACAACGCCGAAGGACUCGUGUACGAGAACGAGUACAGCACGCAAUACGAGCACACUGUCGCUAUCGGCGACGACAGGAUCUGCGCGCUGGUUCCGACGAUGCCGGCGGCAAGGGUGCUGGUUGAUUUCUGGCGGAUCAUCAUCACGAUCCUGCUCGGUUUCCUACUGGCGGCGGUGGUGUGGUGCGCCUCGCUGAUCAUGAGCAUCAGCGAGCGAGUUCGCGAUCCUCUGAACACAAUCAGUCUGAUCCUCGGCAUGGCGCCGCUUCACGGACCCCGCAGCCCCGUGGAGAAGGUCCUGUUCGUCGCCGUGGUGAUGACCGUGGCGGAGUACACGAUUAUUUUUCAGGCGGAACUGCUCGAGUUCGUGGUGGAGUUCGCGGUCAGCACGCGCGUGUCCACUUUCCAGGAUCUGUACAAGACGGGGCUGAAAGUGGUGGUCUCGCCAGUUGUGUACGACGAGCUCGCGACUACCGAGGGACUGUCCCCCGAGUUCAUGAAGAGAUUCAUCAGCUCGGCCGAGUUCGCGAUCCAAGAUAAAGACGGCACGGUGGAUACCUCGAAGGCAUAUUUUACCACCGAGAUUGACGGUAAAUUGGCGGAGACUAACAAUAAGUUGAAACGUAAAGGUAGACGGCUCUUCAAGCUAUCCGAUCUGUGCAUUUUAUCGCAUUAUCGCGUGCACAAUCUCAACGUGAGGUCACCUUUCAAAACUGAAGUUGACAACGUGCUGCUAUCUUUAGUGGAGUCUGGAUUUUCCGGGAAGUAUGUCGAUGAUUUCUGGAAAGACGACAAAUCUGGACGCAAGCACGAAAACGGAAUGACUCUUCGCGAUCAUUCCGUGUACGUUGCAUUUUUCGUUAUUAUCGUGGGCCAUAGCGUAUCGUUCAUUGUAUUCCUAGGAGAGGUAAUAGCAGAUCGAGUUUUGAAACGCAAACGUUUCUCUCUUUCUUUCAGUUAUUGCAAAUCGACAAAAGUGUCGAAACAAUCGAAAAUUAACACUAAGAAUACAAAAUAGCAUACAAUUAAUUUUAUAUGAUUUAAUAUAUAACUACUUAAAAUGUUUUGUCAAUUCUUGGGCGUUUUGAAAGGAAUAUAAGAAUGUGCAAACUGCUGCAGUAGAAAAAGUGGAGGUCAGAGCUUCUUAGAAUUCAAUGGCAUGAAAAGGUGAACGCACGACUCAUCUAGGAAGCUUUUCGGAGUUUCGACUUAA